Morchella importuna is the source of this 1461-nucleotide messenger RNA. RefSeq lists its product as uncharacterized. Bases 1 to 1461 code for a protein of 486 amino acids. Gene Ontology annotation, cellular component: nuclear envelope. Gene Ontology annotation, biological process: CDP-choline pathway. NCBI's taxonomy places the organism in Eukaryota, Fungi, Ascomycota, Pezizomycetes, Pezizales, Morchellaceae. The transcript has 4 exons. Gene Ontology annotation, molecular function: phosphatidylcholine binding; choline-phosphate cytidylyltransferase activity. The record is from RefSeq and is a predicted model, not a curated record.
AUGUCGUCCUCAUCGAGUUCAAUUGUUAAUAAGCGCAAGAGGUUAAACUCGAGAACCUCCGACAAUCGUCUUUCCAUGGAGGGAAACCCUUCAAACCAGCAGCCAACCUCAGGCGAAGAGGCCGAUGGAGAGCUCUCCUAUGAUUCUGCUCCUACAGCUGGAGUUGGCGCUCCGGGAGUGGAUUCAGUCGCGGGCGGCCACCCGGCGAAGCGAGCUAAGAGGCAUUCGCUGGACCGUAAUGAUGUUGAUGAAGGUGAUAAGUCGUCGACUACGGAAGCCAGCAGCGCCAUCCAGGGCCGUGUCAGAGAUGGGAGACGUCCACUGAGUGGUACGAGGACAAACUCGAGCGCAAGUUCCAGUAGCACUGGGAGUGUGGACGGGCCACCUGCUCCCCCACCUAUGGCACCGCCAGAGAAGGGAGGUACAUUGGCUCCCGCGGGGUACUCCAUGAAUCCUCCUCCCACUGAUAGACCGGUGAGGGUGUAUGCUGAUGGAGUAUUCGACCUAUUCCAUCUUGGGCACAUGCGACAGCUCGAACAAGCGAAGAAGGCAUUCCCAAAUACCUACCUUCUUGUUGGAAUCCCUAACGACACGGAAACCCACAAGCGCAAGGGACUCACGGUUCUUACAGACCAAGAGAGAGCGGAGACGCUUCGUCAUUGUAAAUGGGUAGACGAGGUCAUCGAGAACGCACCAUGGAUUGUUUCCCCUGAGUUCCUGGACGAGCACUCGAUCGAUUAUGUCGCGCACGACGAUGAGCCGUAUGCAAGUGCGGAUUCCGAUGACAUUUACCGCCCCUGCAAAGAAGCCGGCAAAUUCCUCGUGACCCAACGGACAGAGGGUAUCUCGACUACCUACAUUAUUACAAAGAUCGUGCGUGACUACGAGAAAUAUAUCAUUCGACAGCUCAAGCGGGGCACUAGCCGUCAAGAGCUCAAUGUCUCUUGGCUCAAGAAGAACGAGCUCGAUCUCAAGCGCCACGUCACUGAGCUGCGUGAAACCAUCAAGAACAACUGGUCCACCACCGGGCGAGAGCUUCGGGACGAAUUCCGAAAUUACUGGGCGCCUUCCUCUCCCAGGUCGUCUUCGCCAUAUCUCUUUGGAACAUAUGGUGGAUCAAGCGGAUCAAAUAGAGAUGUGAGCGGCGAGAAAAGCCACCUUUCACAUUUGGAGCCGCCUUCCAGGCCACAAUCGCCGCACACCGAAUUUGCGAAUGGAUAUUCGCUAGGUCUCAUUGGCGGAGUUAGAUCUUGGAUGCGUGCAAGACAGACCCCACGUGGCUCCAUGGCUCAAUCGGAAGCUUCAUCUGACGACGAGGAUGCGCAGAGUCCUCCCAAGGAGGGGCAGGAGAAGAGGUUACAGGACAGUAUCCAGAACGACAUUAAAGCCGGAGCGGACGAGGCCGUGACAAGCGGAAACAGAACUACAGAGACGCCAGCCAUCCUGAAAACUAGUCCAUAA